Molecule: messenger RNA, 4291 nt
Organism: Frankliniella occidentalis (western flower thrips)
Lineage: Eukaryota; Metazoa; Arthropoda; Insecta; Thysanoptera; Thripidae
Gene: milt
Product: trafficking kinesin-binding protein milt
Exons: 17
Coding region: 341-3310 (989 amino acids)
Source: RefSeq, a predicted model, not a curated record
GUUGAGGUAGUUAGGGUAUUUCACAACAGGGCAGUGCAAUAAAAUGUCGGAGAGGAGUGUUGCGUUCGUUGAAAUUUGAAGUGCAAAGUUACCAAUUUGAUUGAUUAUUCUUAUGUUAUUUAAUGUUUGAAGGGGAGGCUCUCGCGGACCUCUCCUACUCCACUGCACCAAGCUGGCCGCUGCCCUGGAGCAUGUUGCUUCCCCCUGCGGUCGAGAACUGAAGUCUGGACCCUCGUUCCGGGAGAUCUCCACCAUCACAGCGGCUAGGCUAGGGCGCGCGAGGAGGAUGUGAGCGGCAGCGGCGCACCCAGCCCCAAAGGCGCCGACCGCACAGAGGACCAUGUUCCCCUGGUCCAAGGACCGCCCGCGGCCCCGGCACAGCCGCCGACCCGGCGACCUCCCGUGCCUACCGCCCCCCGACGCAGAGUUCAACGCCGAGCCCGGCAGUGCACAAGACGUGUGCUGCGGUGAAGACCUUCCCGAGGUUGAGAUCAUCAGCUUGCUGCACGAGCAGAUUCCCCGCUACCGGCUGCGCGCCGACACUCUAACCCAAUUCACCGGCUACGAAAACCAGGACUGGUACAUUCCAAGCCCAGCGCUCAAACCGGCGGAGACUGCUCUAACCCCGGAUCAGAUCCGAGAGACCCUCAACUAUUUCCUCCUAUGCAGCGACCGCGUGAGCCAAAUGACCAAAACUUACGAUGAUAUCGAAGCAGUGACAAGGCUUCUUGAAGAGAAAGAGAAAGACCUUGAGCUCACUGCUCGAAUUGGCAAGGAGCUUUUAGCUAAUAAUCAGAGGCUAGAGAAUAAUGUUACUUCAUUGGAAGCAGAACUUCGCACCACCAAUGAAAAGCUCACUCAACUCAACCAUGAGUUGCUCAAAAAGACUGAACUUAUUCAAAUCCUUACCAAUGAUGAAGGGGACAGUAGUUCAGAGGUGGGCACACCAUGUGCCCCAAGGCAAAUCAAUGCAGAGUUUAUGCAACAGAGGAUCCACGUGCUUGAACAUGACAAUGUUCGGUUGCGAGAAGAGUUCAAUCAGAUUGCAAAAGAAACCUCAGAGUGUGAGGAGGCUGAAGCAAAACUUGUACAAGACAUCACACAUCAACUUUCUACUGCAAACCGAGAAGUCACAGCUUUGCUUGGAGAGCUUGAUCGUCAGAGAGAUGAAAAUCGACAGCAAAGUGAACACAUUAUUGCUCUUGAGGCAAAGUUGCGAGAUAUUGAAAGCCGCCACACUAGUAUGACUGCUGAUAAUGAAGAGCUGAGAGGACUUAUACGUGUAUCACGAGAAACUCAAGAUUCACUAAGCGGAGAAUUAGCUGAAUUAAAAACUAGGCAUGGAGAGGUAUCAGCUUUACUAUUAGAUACUCAAGAACAACUCAAGAAGAAGCGCAAGAUGAGUAUGCCAGUUGCAAGGGCAACUCAAUUGUUCCCUUCACUCACGGGAAUAAACCAGCACAACCCAGAUUCAAUAGCUUCUGAAUUAGAGUCGUCCCUGUUCUCAGAACUAAGUCUUGACUCUGGUAUAUCUACAGAUAGAGCACCAUCUUACAAGAAAGUCUUUGAGACUGUCAGGUGUGCAUCUCGUAGCUCAAUGGGUAGUGGAAGCAGCAUUGGCAGUAGUCUAGGCAUUUCACCAGUUAAGCGCCUGGGAUCAUUAGGAGGUGGCCAGGCCUCUCUUACCUCAUCCCUAUCUAUGUCAUCGUCAAGCAUUGGCCCAAGAAUGAGUAGUCUACCUGGAAUGGCUACCACUUCAACUGCAAGUAGUUCCAUUUCUUCACACCCAGCACCUCACAUCUAUGGAUCAACUAUGUCAUUCCCCAGUUUGGACUCUGCUGGACAGUCUGAUUCUGAAGCCUUCUCUAAUGACAGCGAAGACAAUUACUCAGUGGAUGCAGAACAAUGUGAACCAAGGUCUGACUUUACUGAGCUGGAAGCAGCUGUGCGCCGCCUAACUCCUGCAGCUGUUGCUCUUCGAAGAGCUCAUUUAGGAUCAGCAAGUAUGAUUAGCUUUGAUGAGUGCCGCACUCCUGAUAGCAUAAUGUCUACUGGGAGCAGUGGGGCAUUCAGUGGCAAUAGUAAUUCAAUGAACUGGAAGCUGCCAGAUAAGUUACAGAUUGUAAAGCCUAUUGAAGGAUCUUUAACAUUACAUCACUGGUCGCAACUUGCCACACCAACUCUGAGUGGACUGCUGGAGGAAAGGCCUGGAGUAAAAAUCCGAGGAGGGAAACCUUUAGAAGAGUUGGGCCUUGAUACUUACACUCUUUCUGAUCUUGAGGAAGAUGAUGAGUAUAUUUGCCCUGGCAAGAGUUUCCAGUCCACAAGCUCAGUUUAUACCUUCACUAACAGUACUGUUAUGCAUCCUGAUGAUGGAAUGACUUCAGUUACGCACAGUUUACCUCCAAGUCAGAUGAGCACAAGGUGUACCAAUAGUCAGGCUACCACAGCAAAUCCUACUCCUGUUUCUGGGAUGAGCCGUCGUAAUUCAACUUCAACAUUCUCAACAUGUCUUGGUCUUGCUAAAAUGCUCAAUGAGCGAGGUAUCAAGGCAGUCACUCCAAGUGCUCUAAACACUCCAGCAAAUGAAAAGAGUUUCACUCCCACUGCCACUCCAUGCAAUUCUCCAUUGGGUUCUCCAAGAGGAUCUGCUGAGAGUUCCCCUUCAUCUUCUAGGUCACCAUCACCUCCACCCUACAGCACAUUCCCUAUACCAGCCUUACUUAGUAGUGGUGCAGAACUGCUGCGUCGUACUUUUUCAAGUGAGCGUAAUCCAUCACCAAUGCGUUACCACCGGUCUCCGCAGGCACGAAGGUCCAGAAAAGGUCUUUCCAGAUCAGACCGCAAGGCUUUGUCAAGCAUUAAGCUUGUCGAGAAACUUGAGCAAAUUGGUUUGGAUUCAUUAGUUACUCCAAAUUAUAGGCCAGGUGCUAGAUCUAUGUACUUUAAUCCAGCUCAACGUAGCCCUAUGGCACAACUAACAGGACUUAGUCCUGUAAGUAGCAGCCCCAAGCCAUCGUUUGUUUUAGGUGGUGAUGAUGAUAGUGAUAUUCCAAUAUUAGGUAUGCCUGCCAAACCUGGUUCAGGCCAGCUGGAUUCUCGUCUGAAUAGGUUGCAGCAAGAGAAUCGUAGGCCAUCAGUCCGCCCAGAUCUAGGGUAUGUGCCAGGUGCUACUCCAGCCCCCAGAGGUGCUCGCAAACGUCCUGAUCUAGGUUCUGUACCCUCUGAUCAUGGGAUGGACUCUAACUCGUCUUCCACUCUGGGCACAUUGAGCUCCCUAUGGUUUGGAAGGAAAGGUGGCUUGCUGUGAGUGCAUUUUAGGCUGUGUGGUGUUAUGUAUGCCUCGUUAUCAAUUUUUGUUGACUACUAGUGUUGUAUCAGCACCCAAGUGAUAUUAUUUUAAGUAAAAGAAAUCAGCGUUUCUGUACAUCAUCAGAGUGAGCUACUCAGUGCUUGGGCAGCUCCUCUUAUCCCAGUUAGCUUUAGACUAUUGGCAAUAUUUUAAGCUUUGACCACAACUCAAUGUACGAUUCGUUUUCCAAAGGCAUCUGCUGAUUUCAGCCUGAGAAGUUCAAUGUGAUAAUGAUUUUAUCUUGUUUGGAGCCACCUACUGCUCAUGUAUGCAAUGUUGGUAGGAUAAAAGUCAAGCUAUUGCUCGAAAUUGUUAUAUUUCUAGGAUGAUUGUUGUUCGGUACCUUUUGUAUGAAAUAUCGAGUAUUUAUUUAAAUGUAGGAUGAAAGGAGAAUGAUUGGUUGUCUACCACAGUGCCUUACAGUUCCUCAUUGUAUUGGCCCAUUAAGUAGUUGUGUUUUAUCAGUAUUGCCUAGCAAAUUUUUUGUUGUCUAUUGUUAUUUUACUUUAAAAUCAUGUGUUCUAAUUUGUUAACUGUUUCUUUUUUGUUUGUUUUUUUUUCUUUCCAAAAAUAGGAGGUUGAGUUUUUGAGCAUGUUAUUGAGAAAUAGUUCUCUUCCUUACCACUGUAUUUAAACUUUGAUGUGCCUCAUGUGUUUAAUUAAUUCCUUGUUAAUUUGUGAAAACUGCAAAUUUUGUAAUUGGUAGCAGUGCUGCAGCGUACAACGUUUUAAUAGUCAAAAGUCACACACAGAAUGAUAACAGUAAAUCAAUUGAUGCAAAUAUUAAAGAUUGUCAUGUUAGUAUGUUUCAAGUAUGUGGUUUUAAAGUGUAUUUUAAUUUAUUUUAUAUAGGCAAAUUGUAGGAAAAAUUGUAAAUAAAUUAAUUGAUGUAAUAAUGACUGAAAAAAUAAAGCUGAAAUACAUGGAGAAACUGGAAAA